Messenger RNA from Cylicostephanus goldi, 243 nucleotides. NCBI's taxonomy places the organism in Eukaryota, Metazoa, Nematoda, Chromadorea, Rhabditida, Strongylidae. The record is from the annotation of a GenBank genome assembly.
AUGGACACAUACGAAAAACUGGAAGUACACCCGGACAUGCCACCGCCGCCUCCACCAGACCUCCCUCCACCACCGGAGAAAUCUGCGCCAUUGAUGCCUCCAAUGAAAGAACAUAAUGAAAAAUUUAAUGAACAUGAUCUUAAACCACUGCGUGCUGGCGAUGAUGUAAAUCUCUCUGAUACUCCUAAACGUCCACUGUUACCGAAGAAAGCACCACCUGCUAAACCCAUAAAAUGUAUGUGA